AUGACAAGUACUGAAGGUACCGGCGGUGGUGAUGGCAAAGGAAUUAGUGGUUUUUCUGAUAUAGAGAGAAGAAGUAUUUUAGAUCCUCAUCUUUCGGUUCUGGAGCUAUUAAGGAGACCAAGCGAUACGCGUCCCCAUGAGGCGCUGAAGGGAGAGGUGUCAGAUAUUGUCGGUAAUUGUGCUGGCACUACUGGCACCGGUAAUGGCAGCAUCUCGCAAUCAUGGCAAACCAUUCAUAGAAAUGAUAGCUGUUUAUCUGUUGUUCCAGAAAGGUGUCCUUCUCAAGCUACGGCAGCGGGAAUUCUAUCAUCAAGUGAUACUUCUGAAGAUGAACCUGAUGCGGUGAAUUCACCCAGUGCAGUUCAUCAACAGUUACAUGCGACACCACCACAGAAACAUACAAAAUCUUUAGAAGAUUACCGUUCAUUGAACGUUGGCAUUCCGCUGGUUUUACCGGAAGACAGUAAUAAUAUUAAUAAUAAUAAUAAAAAUGGCAGUACUACAGGUAGUAACGGUGAAGAAGAUGAUAACGAUACUAUUACAAAAAGUCUUAAUUCAUCUUCAAAUUCAUUUAUUAUGCCAAAGCUCUCUUUGUCUCAAAAGACACAAAAGUUUCGCAUUCUGGUCCUGGGUAGGCCUGGAUUAAAAUUUUACCAUUCAAUCCCUAAAAAAUACCAACAUAUGUUUGAAUUGCCGCGUUCUCAUGAUCCUGCAGAAUUUAAGCAAUAUACCGGAAUUUUAGUGGUUUUCCAAGAGUUAAAAGAGAUGGUCUCCCUUCUAAACAGAGUCUGUCAAUGCAAUCCGAAUAGGCCCGUAAUACCAGUUUGUCAAUCAGGUCAGAGACAACAAGUAAGAAAUCUAUUAGAAUCGUUAUUGAAGAAUCGAUUAGUAUCAUUGCUGUACCCACCCGUUGUUGUCAAUAAUCAACCGGAUUUGUUGGGAAUGUUUCGUUUUUUACAAGAAUUAUCGAAAACUGUAUCUGAUAAUUCGGAUAUGGAUGCUGAAGAACCUAAUAAUGGUAGUAAAAGGUUGAAAAGAUCUUUACAAAGGAAGAAAAAGAAAUUUAUAGAGACGUCUGCUGAAAGAAAUGGAAGACCUCAUAAGAAGAGGCAUAACAAUGAAAAGGUUAACAGAUGGGUUCUUUGGGGGGUUUCGUUAACUUUGGGGGUUGGAGUUGGUUAUUGUAUUUCACAUCUAGUUUCCUCAACUUGGAUUUCAUUAACUACUAAUCCCCUAGGUCCCGUUGACCCUGAAUCAGUCAGUAAAGAUUUAUUUGUUUUUGACAGACAAGAGCUUAAACUAGGAGAAAUGGAUAUGGAUUCUGAUCACCCCUUUGGUCACGCACUUUUUUUAUUCAAACAGGCUUUGAAACAAUGGAAUUUGGCUGUGAAACAAUUUCUAGGUCGACAUUUAUCUUGUAUGGAAAGAAUCGGUCCGGCAAAUUGUCUGGAAUGGCCAACUUCUGAUGAACAUACAAACAGAGUAUUGGCAUUGGGGUAUGUGAUGCUAUAA
Messenger RNA from Zygosaccharomyces rouxii, 1512 nucleotides. It is a transcript of the gene ATG32, whose product is annotated as mitophagy protein ATG32. The record is from RefSeq and is a predicted model, not a curated record. The coding region runs from base 1 to 1512 and encodes 503 amino acids. Lineage: Eukaryota; Fungi; Ascomycota; Saccharomycetes; Saccharomycetales; Saccharomycetaceae. The transcript has a single exon.